Messenger RNA from Zingiber officinale, 901 nucleotides. RefSeq lists its product as uncharacterized. The record is from RefSeq and is a predicted model, not a curated record. Bases 99 to 815 code for a protein of 238 amino acids. NCBI's taxonomy places the organism in Eukaryota, Viridiplantae, Streptophyta, Magnoliopsida, Zingiberales, Zingiberaceae. The transcript has 5 exons.
CAUAUACUUUACUUGACAUCCCUCCGCGGACCCCAAGCCAACAUGGAACGGAAUCUCAGUACCUUGCUGAAAAAGAAAAAGUGGAAGAUUUGCAUCAAAUGAAAUGCAAAAGAAGAGACCAGCGGAUCAGCGCACGGAGUACCCUGCCCCGUCACCACCCGGCAAUUAGGCGCAUUGGUCUUGCGCCUGCUGGCCGGCGACUCCACUUUCCCCAGCCGUCGGUGCCCUGGCAUCGCUCCGUACGCUGCUCCCAUGCAGUGCCCCUUCCGAAGGAGUUCGAGGGGAACAAGAAAGGCCGGUGGAAGAAGGUGGCGGCUGGGACGGCCGUCGCCGUAGCUUGCGUGCUGGGUGCAGUCUACUUGUCACCCGCCGUAUCGGCCCCCCCUGCGAAGCCGACCGAACCAGGAUUCAUCUGUGUAGAAAUCGAAAGUUGUGAAAAUAACGUGCUGGACAGAACGCGGGACGAAGUGCGCGAAAUCUUGUUCAAGAAGGGAACGUGCGGCGUGCCUAAGAUGGAGUCCUGGAUGGAUGACCCGAUGAUGUUCGAUGCUACUCUGAAGGUGGUGCAGUGGCACAUCGCGAAGAAAGACUAUCACGCGGCGGAAGAAAUCUGCAAACAAACCAUAAAAAUCGGACCGGAGUCUGAUGCACGUCCUCGUCUUCUCAUGGCUGUGAUUAGGAUGAUGCUGGCAGUGGAAGUGAUGCUGGAACCAGAGACAGGAGAACAGGAGCCGGAAGCGUACGUCAAGAGCGCGAUGGAGUCGUGGAAAGAGUUCUACGGAAGCGUCGGUAGGAAGGUACCGACAUCGGACUAGUCAGAGUUUGUCAACCCCUUUAUUUUUUAUUUUUUCCUUUUUAUUUUAAUUUGUCGAAUAAAGCUGUCGAAUGAGAUUGAUCGUGA